This is a messenger RNA of Pseudogymnoascus verrucosus, 1072 nucleotides long. RefSeq lists its product as uncharacterized. Gene Ontology annotation, biological process: protein transport; Golgi organization; intra-Golgi vesicle-mediated transport. Lineage: Eukaryota; Fungi; Ascomycota; Leotiomycetes; Thelebolales; Thelebolaceae. Gene Ontology annotation, cellular component: membrane; COG complex. Bases 106 to 966 code for a protein of 286 amino acids. The record is from RefSeq and is a predicted model, not a curated record. The transcript has a single exon.
CGACACGUGAUCCUCAUCAUCAAAACACACGUAUCAAAACCAUUAUACUAGUUCGAGAUACUCCAAGUCAGGGAAGGAGGGAAUCUGGGAGAGAAACCGGAAACCAUGAAUGGCUUUUACUUUGGGGGUGACUCUGCAAGCGCCUCAUCGGCAGACGACGAGGACAAUCUACCAUACCCAGAAGCUCUCCCGAGGAGUGAUUUCUUGGUUCCCAACUUUGACGCAUCCGACUACCUCUCCACCCUUGCAGACCGCCAUCAAACCCUGGAGGACUUACGUACAGAUCUGAGAGAACGGUCCCAAGCAUUGUCUAAAGAGCUCCUCGAUCUCGUCAAUGUUAACUACGAGCAAUUUCUAAGUCUUGGCUCGGACCUUCGUGGUGGAGAGGAGAAGGUUGAGGAUGUUCGUGUGGGCCUCCUAGGUCUCAAACGAGGAUUUGAAGAAGUGAGGGGCAAGAUAAAGGCCAAGGGCCAGGAUGUUGAUGGCCUGCUCAGCGAGAAGUCACAGAUCAACAAGGAGAUCAGUGCGGCACGAACUAUGCUGGAGCUCGAUGCCACGUUAGAAGAAUUGGAGGAGAAUCUCAUGAUGGGUUCUGUGGAUAGACAGACCCGGGACGAGGUUUGGAGUGAUAGCGAAGACGAUGAGGAUGAGGGUGGGCUCACCCCUGAUAUGGCCACAGGAGGUGCCAACAUCAGAAAGUUGCAGCGUCUUGUAAAGGAUUACUGCCACGUCGUUCGUAUGGCUCGAGCGGCCGGCCACGAAAAUGCAUUCGUUGCUACACAGCAGCAGCGGAUAGGGAGAGUCAGGGGCGUCCUACUUCUAGAUCUUAAUACGGCCCUAAAAGAGGCCAAUGGGUCUGACGAUUCUUCUCGAGCGCGCCUGGUCAAGGUGAUGGGCAUUUACAGAGAGAUGGAUGAAGCUGCCGAGGCCGUGAAGGUGCUGAAUGGUUCAGAGUUUCGAGGGUAGCAGCAGUUUGGGGACACAUAGCUCAGGCGUUUUAAUUCUAUACCCGGGAAAGACAAUGUGAAUAUUGUACUGUACAACUAAAAAUACAAGCUAUUGCUCUAUAAUA